This is a messenger RNA of Malania oleifera, 875 nucleotides long. RefSeq names its product norbelladine synthase-like. Gene Ontology annotation, molecular function: abscisic acid binding; protein phosphatase inhibitor activity; signaling receptor activity. The record is from RefSeq and is a predicted model, not a curated record. The coding region runs from base 177 to 653 and encodes 158 amino acids. The transcript has 2 exons. Gene Ontology annotation, biological process: abscisic acid-activated signaling pathway; defense response. Gene Ontology annotation, cellular component: cytoplasm; nucleus. NCBI's taxonomy places the organism in Eukaryota, Viridiplantae, Streptophyta, Magnoliopsida, Santalales, Ximeniaceae.
GAUUGCUCAAAGAAAUAAAAAGUCACAAGAGUAGGCCUCAGUACUUUUCUGAUAGCUCCAACUCUACACAUAUAGGAUAAGAGGGAAGAUUCCUAACCUUAUCAUUAUUCAUACAUACAAAGUCUACAUGUGGCACAAAAUAGGAGUACUGCAGAAACAAGGUUGAUCAAACUGCAAUGCACGGCCAAGUUUCUCAAGAGACUCUGGUGGCCGUGGCUGCUAGCACCGUGUGGGGCGUCUACCGAGGCCUAGAACUCGGCAGGCUGGUCGAUGAACUACUCCCUGAUGUUAUUGGCAGGGUAGAAGUCGUCGAGGGCGAUGGAGGUGUUGGCACCAUUGUAAAGCUUACAUUUCCACCAGGAACACUUGGGGCUGGUUAUCUAAAGGAAAUAUUUACUAGGAUUGACGACGAGAAGCGCAUUAAGGAAACUGAAAUCAUUGAAGGAGGAUAUAAGGAGCUUGGGUUUCAAGUGUAUCGAAUUCGCCUAGAAAUCAUUGAAAAAGAAGCUGAAUCAGCCAUUAUCCGAUCAACAAUAGAGUAUGUUGUGGAUGACAAGUUUGCUGACAAUGCUUCUCUUGUCACCACCAAGCCAUUAGAAACCAUGGCAGAAGCAAUUGGCAAGUACCUUGCUGAGAAGAAAACCAAAGCCUAGCUAGCUAGAAUGUAUUGAUUUCCUUAAAUUCGCUCUUUACCAGUUUGAAAUAGUUACGCUUUUUUGUAUGUGAGUGAUGAUUAGAAUGCUUGGUGAGAAGAAUCCCAAAGACAAACAAAUAAGAGCUUGAAUUUGUUGUACUAACUUUCAGGUCAGUGAUGCAACAUAUUGUUAACAUAUUUUUGCGCCCGAGGAUAUGGAAAAUGUUGGAAAUUUACCUUC